AUGGGAGCAGAAGGGAAAUUACUUACCGAAAAACACAACAUGGAGAUAGAAAACCGACUUGAAGAUCAACAUUCGGAGCUCCCUAGAAGAGGAACAUCCGUUUUCAAGACUUGUUCCAACGGACUCAAUGCCUUGUCAGGUAUUGGGAUACUUUCAAUGCCUUAUGCAGUAUCUCAAGGAGGGUGGUUAAGUUUAAUUCUGCUACUUCUCGUUGCAAUCCUCUGUUGGUACACAGGGAUGCUUCUGCACAGGUGUAUGGAUGGACGUCCUCUCAUCAAAUCCUACCCUGACAUAGGAGAGGAGGCUUUUGGGUACAAAGGCAGAGCCAUAAUAUCAAUUUUCAUGUACCUAGAGCUUUAUCUAGUGGCCACAGGGUUUCUUAUAUUGGAAGGUGAUAACUUGGAGAAGUUAUUCCCAACCAUGAGCUUUAGAGUUUGUGGCCUAAGAAUUGUAGGGAAACAAGGCUUUGUUCUUCUCACAGCCCUAGUGAUACUACCAACCACAUGGUUCAAAAGCUUAGGAGUUUUGGCGUACGUUUCUGCUGGUGGUGUUCUGGCUUCAAUUAUUCUCGUUGGUUGUGUAAUGUGGAUUGGAGCUUUUGAUGGCAUAGGAUUUCAUGAAAGAGGAAAAAAGGUCAAUUGGGGAGGAUUGACUACUUCAAUUAGCCUCUUUACGUUUUGCUAUUGUGGCCAUGCUGUAUUUCCAACCAUACGCAGUUCCAUGAAAGAGACAAGGCAGUUUCCCAAGGUUCUGCUUGUUUGCUUCAUCUUAAGCACCAUAACCUAUGGACUAAUGGCCAUCACAGGAUACAUGAUAUUUGGAGAAUAUUCGAAGUCUCAAGUGACCUUAAAUCUUCCAACAAGAGAAAUAAGCACCAAAAUAGCAAUAUAUACUACAUUAAUUAAUCCCAUCACUAAAUAUGCAAUUAUAAUAACUCCAAUUGCCAAUGCUAUUGAGAGCAAAAUGCCAUUUCAUAAGAGGAGUAGGCCUAUUUGCAUAAUCAUUAGAACAAGCAUUUUGAUAAGCACAGUACUUGUUGCUUUAUUCAUUCCUUUUUUUGGAUACCUCAUGGCUUUUACUGGUGCUUUCUUGGGUGUCACUGGCUCACUAUUGCUACCUUCCUUGUGUUACCUAAAAAUCAAUAAGGCAGCUCAAAGAUUUGGUUUUGAGUUGAUUAUCAUUAUAGGGAUUCUGCUGAUCGGACCAUUCAUUGCUGUGAUGGGCACCUAUAACUCUAUGAGGCAAAUAGUGAAUCAUCUUCAGAAGCCCUGAACUGAAGGCCUCUAAAAAUAUAUUUUAGUAACUAAUGUAAUGUGUGCUACCCUAACUAAUGAUGUAAAUAUAAAUGCAAGAUUGUUGUGUUCUAUGCAAUAUAAAUUUUACAAAGAUCAAGAAAUACGUGUAACAACUAUUGCAACUUGUUUCAAUAA
Molecule: messenger RNA, 1430 nt
Organism: Neltuma alba
Lineage: Eukaryota; Viridiplantae; Streptophyta; Magnoliopsida; Fabales; Fabaceae
Product: amino acid transporter AVT1I-like
Exons: 3
Coding region: 1-1272 (423 amino acids)
Biological process (GO): amino acid transmembrane transport
Cellular component (GO): vacuolar membrane
Molecular function (GO): L-amino acid transmembrane transporter activity
Source: RefSeq, a predicted model, not a curated record